Messenger RNA from Hyalella azteca, 4424 nucleotides. Its product is annotated as polyamine-transporting ATPase 13A3-like. Lineage: Eukaryota; Metazoa; Arthropoda; Malacostraca; Amphipoda; Hyalellidae. Gene Ontology annotation, cellular component: membrane. The transcript is spliced from 21 exons. Gene Ontology annotation, molecular function: P-type ion transporter activity; ATPase-coupled monoatomic cation transmembrane transporter activity; ATP hydrolysis activity. The record is from RefSeq and is a predicted model, not a curated record. Gene Ontology annotation, biological process: polyamine transmembrane transport; intracellular calcium ion homeostasis. Bases 35 to 4036 code for a protein of 1333 amino acids.
CUAAAAAUUGGUUGUGGACCCGUUCAUUUCCAUCAUGAAGUUCUAUCACGAGAAUCAAGACGACGUUUUCAUUUUGGAGCAGCGCUUGGGACACUUUCCUUCGAAUAACAAAUCUCCGUACCAAGAAUUUCCCUGCGAUGAAAAAGUGCAGGAUUACGAGCGCGGCGAAAAUAAUUUCAACCGAGAAGAAAAUCUCGCACUUCGAGGAGAGAGCAGCCGUGCGGGCGGCGGCCAAAACGAUGUUCACGUCAUCGAUUCGGGCGAAGAGGAGCAGUCCGAGGUGUUGGGCUUCAGGCGCAACGUGCUCAAGACGGUCGUGACGUGGCUGCUCAUCGUGGCUACGGCCGGCCUCUUGCGCCUCGUCUUCCACUGGAACCCGCGGUGGAUGUUGUACGCUACCUACACCCGCUGCAACAUGCACGCUGCGACCCGGGUCCUCAUUGUGCCACCUGUCAUACCACUACCACCUGUCAUACCACUACCACCUGUCGCUUGGUGUUGGGGCUUCAGAUGGCACGGCAGUCGCCGCUGCCUGGCAGGCAAGGUGCUGCUGAAGGCGUGGUUGCUGCUGCUGGAGGUGCUAGACGUCAGGCUAGAGCCGGAGUACAGUAUGCUGACUGGCGGGGUGGCCACCGUGGACGGGGAGGCGGUCGCCAACAGAGUGUCGCAGUGUAGGAAUGAUACGGUGCCGGGCGAGACACUGCGCACCAUCCGCGUGCCUAACAGCAAAGGGGUCUUCAAAGAAACGACGCACGUGCGGCUGUUCCGGUGCAAGAAAAACACCUUCCUCUGGGAUGAUGAAGAAAAGGUCUUCUAUAAAUUGCCUGAGCUGGGUGCUGGCCACCCCACGAGCUACCUGCACUCGUGCACAGGCUUGUCGUGGCAGGAACAAGCUCGUCGCAGGAUCGUGUACGGCCCUAACAACAUCCACGUGCCUAUUACCCCCAUUGCCAAACUGCUCUUCAAAGAAGCACUCAACCCCUUCUACGUGUUCCAGGUGUUCUCGGUGAUUUUGUGGUUCAGUGACGAUUACGUUUACUACGCUUCGGUGAUCGUGGUCACGUCGGUGAUUUCCCUCAUCUCCGAGGUCUACCAAAUGCACGUCAACCAGAAGACUCUUAGCAAGACUAUACAGAGCAGUGACGUGGUUGAGGUUCUACGCGACAACGGACACUCUGAGUGCAUCCCUUCAGAGCAGCUGGUCCCGGGCGACGUGCUGCUGGUGCCGGCGCAGGGGUGCAUGAUGCAGUGCGACGCGGUGCUGCUGCAGGGCAAUGCAAUCGUCAACGAGUCCAUGCUUACUGGGGAGAGCGUCCCUGUAACCAAGACGCCUAUCAUGGCUCGCUCCAACACUUACUACUCUGAUAAGGAGCACGGAAAGCACACGUUGUACUGUGGUACGCAGGUGAUCCAGACGCGGUUUUACGGAGGAGAGCGGGUACUUGCCGUCGUGGUACGCACUGGCUUCAGUACCAACAAAGGUGCUCUCGUACGGAGCAUCAUGUACCCACCUCCAGUGGACUUUAAGUUCCAGCAAGAUUCCUACAAGUUUGUUAUGGUCUUGGCCUUCAUAGCCUCGUUCGGCUGCAUUUAUACCGUUGUCACCAAAUACAUGCGUGGCAUUGCAGUUCCCAAAAUCAUCGUAGACUCCCUUGACCUCAUCACUAUCGUCAUCCCUCCAGCCCUGCCCAUGGCGAUGACGGUUGGCAUCUUGUACGCCUUGAGGCGCCUUAAAAGCGCGCGUAUUUACUGCAUCUCGCCCCGCACGGUCAACAUAAGCGGCGUGCUUAACUGCUUCUGCUUUGACAAGACGGGUACGCUGACGGAGGACGGCCUUGAUAUGCGGGGCGUGAUCCCGGUGGUUGGCCGCGUCGACAUCCGCGGCAGCGUCCGCAAAAGCAACCGAUCCGCGUCCUCUACCAACACCAGCACACCGCACCAGCAGCACAGCAGACACUUAGCGGACGAGCCUCUCGAGAGUGACCUGAAGAGAGCGUCUGUGCCGGGCCUCUACCUGGGCGCCCUCAACAAGGAGCCCUCGAACAUGCCUCACGACCAUCUCCUCUUUGCCAUGGCGUCCUGUCACUCCAUUACCAUCAUCAACAUGGAAAAGGUGGGAGACCCGCUUGAGCUGCGCAUGUUCGAGAGCACGGGCUGGGAGUUGCACGAGCCUGGCCAGGACGACACCAGCAAGUACGACAUGAUGAUGCCCACCACCGUCCACCCGCCUCGUCCGCCGUCCCUCACCCCUGAUGAGGACGAAACUACUCCGCUCGAGAUCGGAAUAUUGAGGCAGUUUCCCUUCGAGUCGAGUCUGCAGAGGAUGUGUGUAGUCACCAAAAGACUGGGGGACAAACACUGGGAUGUCUACUGCAAGGGAUCUCCCGAGAAAAUCGCCUCGCUCUCUACGCCCGAAUCUGUGCCGUCGAAUUUCAAUGUGGAGCUACGGUCUUACACAGACCAGGGCUACCGCGUGCUGGCUCUGGCUCAUAGACCCGUCAGCAUGGCUUACCACAAAAUUCAGAAGAUUGACCGGGAAGACUUGGAGUGCAAUCUGCAGUUCUUGGGCUUGUUGGUGAUGGAGAACAGACUCAAGCCGGAGACCCAAAGCAUCAUUGAUCAGCUUAAGCAGGCCAACAUCCGCACUAUCAUGGUUACGGGCGACAACCUCCUGACGGCGCUGAGCGUGGCGCGGGAGUGCGGCUUGAUUGCCAGGGAAGACUCGGUGGUGCAGCUGCGUCAGACGGACGACGACAACCUCUGCUACGAGCCCACCACUCCCGUAGAAGUCUCUCGCAAGUUUGAGGACAAGCAGAAUGGGACGGUGACCGUGGACGUGGGGCCGUUGGACGCUGGCCGCCAUGUGGUCGCGGUGGACGGCAAGAGUUGGGCGGCCAUACAGGAGGACGACCAUGAAGACCUCCUGCGUCAGGUACUGGUCAGGGGGGCUGUAUUCGCCCGCAUGAAGCCUGACCAGAAGCAGCAGCUUAUCACUCACCUCCAGGAUCUCGGAUACUAUGUUGGAAUGUGUGGUGACGGAGCCAACGACUGUGGUGCCCUGAAGGCUGCACACGCCGGUAUUUCGUUGUCAGAAGCUGAGGCGUCUGUGGCAUCUCCUUUCACGUCUAAAGACCCGAACAUUUCAUGCGUGCCGACCAUUGUCAAGGAAGGAAGAACUGCACUCGUGACCAGCUUUGGAGUUUUCAAGUACAUGGCCGCGUACUCACUAACUCAGUUCGUGUCCAUCAUGAUUCUCUACUCCAUCGACAGCAACUUGUCAGACUUUCAGUUUCUCUAUAUCGAUCUGUUCCUGAUUACGGUGUUCGCCAUCUUCUUCGGAAGGACCCAUUCCUUCAAGGGAAACCUGCAUCCUACGUCCCCGCCUUCGUCGCUCAUGUCAAUCACGCCCAUCAUGUCGUUGCUUCUUCACUUGGCUUUGGUGAUCGCAGUGCAAACGUUUUGCUUCUUCUACGUUCAAGAGCAAUCAUGGUUCGUGCCGUUCAACUCCACUGCUCUCGAGGAAAAUAUCACUGGGCAGGAAAAUUACGCCGUGUUCUGUGUGUCGCAGUUCCAGUACAUUAUUCUAGCCGUGGUUUUCUCAAGAGGCCCUCCGUACCGACAGCCGCUUUACACCAACCGUUACUUGACCGGGGCACUGGUGAUCAUGACAAUAAGUAGCUUGUACAUUACGCUCUGGCCCCAUGAUGUGUUGGUCAAUUGGCUUGAACUUGUUAUGCCUCCUGCUGAUGAUUCGAGUGCUAUGUUCUUCCGCUACCAGAUAGUGAUCAUCGCAGCAAUUAACUCCUUACUCGCGAUGUUCAUCGAGUACUUCAUCGUAGACUAUCUCAUGUACCAGAAGGUUCGACCUAAAAUGCACAACAUUGAAAAAUCCAAGAAAAAAUUCCUGGCUAUUGAGGCGAACCUGAAAUGCGACAAAACAUGGCCUCCUCUAGAGGUGCCAUUGCGCAAAGUCGCUCCUGAAGAAGGCAACCGCAUCGUACCGCAGCCUAUGGUGCAAUACCAGUCAUCCUUAUGACUAGGCUUCUUAUGCGGUCGCGAAGUACUCAAGCGCUUCGCGUUAUUGCAGCUUCAUUCCUGAUUUUCCAUACUUUUUUAUUCAGUGUAUGUUCUUAAUUCAAUCCCGAGUUCGUGUGUCGUGUGUUACGCAUGUCGAAAUUGCAUCUAAAAGAUAGUGCAGUGUUUUUUUUUUGUUCAAUUUGUCGAAAUUAAAAUUGUUUGGCCUUUUCUAUUAAGAUACCGUUGCAUUGAAAUUUAUCAAGUCAGUAACUCUUUAAUGCAUUUAGGCCUCCAAUGGUUAAGAAACUAUACAUUGCUGGAGCAGAAAAUAUAAACCAAGUUUUGAAAUUCAGUGCAAAAUUAUUUUUUAUUAUUGAGAACUUCCGCAGGAUGUGUGACGCUGUCGU